Molecule: messenger RNA, 516 nt
Organism: Williopsis jadinii
Lineage: Eukaryota; Fungi; Ascomycota; Saccharomycetes; Phaffomycetales; Wickerhamomycetaceae
Gene: MER1
Product: Mer1p
Exons: 1
Coding region: 1-516 (171 amino acids)
Molecular function (GO): RNA binding
Source: RefSeq, a predicted model, not a curated record
AUGAACUCUUCAUCUGCAGAUUGUAUCAUGGAUUACAUUCACGCAAACGUGGUUGCGUUGGAUGUGAACAUGGCUCUUAACAAGUUCAUAGGGCGACAGCAGGACAGUCAUGUGCAAGAACUUGUAGAGUAUAGAGGAAUUGCAUGUGUGUGUAGCGAUGAAGAGUCGCAUGGGCACAACGGUGAUGGCGAUGACUCGUUCGAGGACCAAAAGGAGAACAACAUUGCUGAUAUUCGCAUAUGCAAGCAUGUCCAACUAACACGAAAGGAGAUCACCUACCUCAUUGGUAAAAGAGGCACAAAGAUCUCCAAGAUAAGGGAAAUAAGCGGCGCAGUGGUGAAGGUGGUACCCUUGAACACCGCAAUCAAUGGCAUCAAUACCGUUGGCUUCGGUAGGUGUAAGCAACUAACACAAUUCUUACGAGUGAGUGGGAGUUCCAAACAGGUCAACACUGCACUAAGCAUGAUCGAAACUGAGGUCUAUCACUACCGCAUACAUGGAGUAACAGACUAUUGA